AUGAGUUAUGUGUGUAAGUCAAAUGUUGUUGGUAACAUUGAGAAAUGUAUUAUGGAAAAAUAUGUUCAAGAUUGGUUUAAUGGUAUUAAUAGAAUAACUAGUAAUAGUGGUAAAGGCAACAAUAAAUUAAGGACAUACUGUACAUUUAAAUCUGAAUUUAUUGUUGAAGAUUAUUGUAAAAUUAUUCUGCCAAGAAAACAUAUGUCUGCCUUAUGUAAAUUUCGAUGUGGUGUAGCACCAAUACGUAUGGAGAGUGGUAGAUAUGAAAAUUUACAAGUUGAAAAUAGAAUUUGCCCGUUCUGUCCAAAUAUUGUGGAAGAUGAAAAACAUGUUAUUUUGAAAUGUUCCUUGUAUAAUGAUUUAAGGGAGUCUCUUUUCAGUUAUGUAUUUAAAAACAAUGAAAAUUUCAAGAAUUUGCCAGAACAAGAACAACUGAAAUACCUGUUUACAAACCCAUUGUUAGUAAGAUCUGUUGCCAAAACCUGUUGUAAAAUUCUAGACCGUCGUAAAUUGUACUUAUUUUUAAAUAAAAUAACAUUUUUAUUUUUUAUUUUUCAGGAAUUAGAUACAUUGUUGGGUGCGUUUGGGUUAACUGAACCUUCUUCCACAAACAGUACACAGUCUUAUUUGUCUCGUGCUAAUGAUACACAUGAGGACAGUGAAGAUGAAAUAGAGACCACAGAUAACAUUGACACCCACGUUAGCAGGUACUUAUCACAAGAAUCUGUGACUUAUCAAGUAGAUUCUGAAAAUGAUGAUCCACAGUUUGACUUAGAUAAACUGGACAGUGUUUAUGACAAGGGUUGUGGGUGUUCUAAGAACUGUUUCUUGCAGUUUUCUGUCGAAGAAAUUAGAUCAAACAUAUAUAAUUUGAGGGAAUUGACAAAAACAGAAAAGGAGCUGUUAAUUAUGGGAACAUUAAAAAAAAUCGGAGAUGCUUUUCUUGUAAUUUAUGACAUAGGUUUAUGGACAGUUAGAGCUCUCCUGAAACAUAUGAAAGAAAAAGGCGUUCAACCUCGAGUUCAUGGGAAUUUUGGUAGAAAAGCACCUAACGCGUUUUCGCAUGACACCAUUAAAGAUGCAGUGCAGUUUCUCCUGAAUUAUGCUAGUGAGGAAGGGCUUCCACAGCCAGCAGCUCCACGUGGCCGGGGAGAAAAAGCACCAGUCUACCUUCCUUCAAAAAAUACUAAGCUUUCAAUUCAUCAAGAAUAUGUUACAGCAUGCAGUCAAAUUGAAAAGCAAUAUGUUGGCCUGUCUACUUUUAAAGAUCUAUGGAAAAGAUGUGUUCCUCACAUUAAAAUAGCUGCUCCAAAAGAUGACGUAUGCAAAACUUGUGAGGAUUUUCGCCAAGAUAUACAGCUAGCAAGAACAGAAGAUGAAAAACUGUCUGCCACAGAGAAAUAUCAUAAUCAUGUAUUACAAGCUAGGAAAGAAAGAGAAAUAUACCGGGAGUGUGUUGAAAGAUCAACAAACAUGUUUAAGAGAUUAAGGCGACAAGACGAAAGAAGUGGAGACAACUUUUCAUGCAACGACGUACACUACACGUUCGAUUUCUCACAAUAUGUCAAAUUACCCCACCACACCAGGGAAAAAGGCCCGACAUACUUUAUUCAACCCAGAAAAAUCCAGAUCUUUGGAUACAGAGUGGAUGGAGACAAACAGUACAACUUCCUUAUUGAUGAGAAUGAGACAAUAGGACGUGAUGGCCAAUUGGUACAUGGACCUGACGCUGUAAUAUCUAUGUUAGACCAUGCAUUUGCCAAUUAUAGUUUGGGUGAAAAUGAGUGUAGCUUGCAUGCAGACAACUGCUUUGGUCAAAACAAGAACCGUUACGUCCUCGGUUACCUGUCUUGGAGAAUUAUGACGCAGCGUCACCAGAAAAUCACGUACAUGAUGCAACUUCCUGGACACACACGGUGUUUGAUCGAUGCAGGAUUUGGGAACAUUAAGACACUGUACCGUAGGAAGGAUUGUGACACAUUACAACAUAUAGCUGAAGUCGUUAGCAACAGUUCCCAUAGUAACCAGCCUGUUACCUAUGGCGGAGGAAGUGGAUGGGUUUGGAGGGCAUGGAAAACUUUCAUUGGUGAUAGAUUUAAGAAAGUGCCAAAUGUCGCAAAAUAUCACUUCUUCCGUUUUAGUUCUGAGGAGCCAGGGGUUGUGUACAUGAGGCAAUCAGCUGUUGAUGAAAACGAGGUGCGCUUCGUUAUUUGCAAAACGCACCUGUUGGAGAUGGCCAGAGAUGACGUCCCGUCUCAGAUAGUUCCUCCCGGUCUAUCUGCUGAACGUGUGCGUUACCUGUACCGGCACGUGCGUCCUCUAGUCAGACGACCAUUUCAGGAUGUUUUAUGCCCUGCUCCAGAAGAGUCGUAAAGUGUUCGGACUGUUUUAGUUUAGUUUUAUAAAUGACAGUUAUAAAUGACAAUUAAGUAAACAUGUGA
This is a messenger RNA of Mercenaria mercenaria, 2441 nucleotides long. RefSeq lists its product as uncharacterized. NCBI's taxonomy places the organism in Eukaryota, Metazoa, Mollusca, Bivalvia, Venerida, Veneridae. The record is from RefSeq and is a predicted model, not a curated record. The transcript is spliced from 6 exons. The coding region runs from base 1 to 2373 and encodes 790 amino acids.